AUGCCAUUGAUUAUAUUUACAGGAUAUCCUUGUUCAGGGAAAACCAAAUGGGCAAAAUUGCUUCAAAAAGAACUAGAGAUCAGAAUCCAGAAAGCAAAAGAGAAUUCUGAAGCCGGUCAGAACUAUACCGUAACUUAUCAUUCAGAUGAGACUUUAGGCAUAAACCACGAGACUUAUCGAGAUUCGAAUAAAGAAAAAUUGGCAAGGGGAUCACAGAUCUCAGCUGUCAAGAGGGAUAUAUCGAGAACAAAUAUUGUGAUUUUAGAUGCAUUAUCGUAUAUAAAGGGAUUCAGAUACCAAUUAUUCUGUGAAGCAAAGGGAAAUGUUACUCCACAUUGCAUUGUUCAUGUUAUUGCCCCUAUCGAGAAAUGUAUUCAAUGGAACAACGCAAAGGAACUGGAAAAUAAAUGGGACCCGGUUUUGAUGCAACAAUUACAGAUGAGAUUCGAGGAACCAAAUAGCGAUACAAGAUGGGAUUCACCAUUGUUUACCAUCCUUUCUGAAGAUUCACAAGAGAAAAUACCAAUCGACGAGAUCUGGAACGCUUUAGUGUUGAAAAAAGCGGCACCUCCCAAUGCAGCUACUUUGAUUAAGCCAACUUCUGGGAAUUCGUUCUUGCAGGAAUUAGACAAGAAAACACAGGAAGUGGUAACUAAAAUUCUUCAACAACAGCAAAUCACCCCUGGUGAUGUCGUAAUAGAUAAGAAUUUGAUAGUGGCUAUUCCAACAGGAACUGCCAGCACAGCUCAACUACAGAGGAUAAGAAGAUCUUACAUUGGUCUCAACAGAAUGAGAUCGAUAGACGUUGAUAGAAUUGUCCCAUUGUUUGUUGACUAUCUCAAUAGAAGUCUAAAUAGCGAAGACUAA
Messenger RNA from Candida dubliniensis CD36, 867 nucleotides. It is a transcript of the gene KTI12, whose product is annotated as Kti12p. Bases 1 to 867 code for a protein of 288 amino acids. The record is from RefSeq and is a predicted model, not a curated record. The transcript has a single exon. NCBI's taxonomy places the organism in Eukaryota, Fungi, Ascomycota, Pichiomycetes, Serinales, Debaryomycetaceae.